Prorocentrum cordatum is the source of this 2091-nucleotide messenger RNA. The record is from the annotation of a GenBank genome assembly. Lineage: Eukaryota; Dinophyceae; Prorocentrales; Prorocentraceae.
AUGCCCCCGAGCGCGGAGGUCGAGGUCACGGAGCUCAGCCCUGCAGCCAAUGGCUUCCGCGAGAUCCCCAGAGCGCCCUGCUCUGGCGACGGCACGGUGCGCAAGAACCCGGACAUCUGGGCCAGCUGGAGCGCCGCGCGCGGCGUGGCCAACUUCCCCCGCCAGCUCGCCAUCCUCCGACGUGCCCUGGAGCUGCUCGAGGAUGGUGGCAGGUGCGUGUACAGCACGUGCAGCCUGAACCCCAUCGAGAACGAGGCCGUCGUCGCUGCCGCCAUCGCGCUGCACAACAAGACCAAGGACGCCUUCUACCAGCGGCACAGGCCCACGCUGCUGCGCGAGCUGUGUGGCGCAGACGCCGCGGAGCGCCUCCGGUGCCGGUCCGAGGGCGGCGUCGGGCUCCUGAACCAGGGCGCGACCUGCUACGCAAACUCGCUGCUCCAGGCGCUCUUCUACAUCCCCGAGUUCAGACUCGCCGUGUACAGGUGGCGGCCGGAGCACGACGAGAAGGGAGGCAGCAGAGGUGGCUCGGGGGCAGGCUCGGCGCCCUCUGCGGCGAGCAGCCAGGACCGAAAGCCGUCCCGUGCGAUCGCGGUGCAGCUGCAGCGCAUGUUCGCUCAGAUGCAGCUCUCCUCGACCAGGGCCAUCUCCACUCUGCCGUUCACCACGGCCUGCGACUUCACGGGCUACGGUGCCCGGGUCCAGCAGGACGUCCAGGAGUAUUGCCGCGUGCUAUUUUCCGCGCUCGAGGAGGCGGCCCCGUCCCUUUUCGCUGACGCGGAGAAGAUCUUGGCCGGGCGCGCGAGGAGCUACGUCCGCUGCUGCGAGGCUGGCUUCGCCCCUGGGGAGGCGCCGGAGUCGUGCCGCGAGGAGAAGUUCUUGGACCUGCAGGUGCCCAUCCAGGACUGCAGCUCUCUGGAGGAGGCGCUGCAGAAGCUGUCACAGCCGGAGACGCUGAGCGGCGAGAACCGCUGGCUCUGCGAGGACCUGGGCAGGAAGGUUGACGCCGUGAAGGGCGUGGAGUUCCUGCAUCUGCCCAGCACCCUCUGCAUACAGCUGAUGCGGUUCGCCUUCGACCCCCUGGAGAUGCGGGAGAGCAAGGUCACCAGCAAGCUCAGGAUACCCUUCUGGAUCGACCUCAGCUUCCUGAGGGCCGACGCAGCGGGUGGACCUUUGGAGUACGAGUUGGCUGCCGCAUUCGUGCGCGAGUGGGGCUCUUUUUCGGGCACGGACUGCGGGACAGGAGCUAUGUACGCACAGUGGCGCCACCUCAACGACGCCCAGACUGCCCUUGUGAGCACGCGGGGGAUGACAGGUAACAACAUCUCGGACGUACCGACGGAGGUGUGGGAUGCUGGAGGUGCCGACUCGUCCGGCUUCGCUUCCGACGAUGCGUAUUUUUUGAUAUACCGACAGGUCGGUGUCGGGCAGGAGUUCCCCGUGAUCUCAGAUGAGGAGGUACCCCAGCCGCACCGUUCGGAGAUCGAGGAGGAAAACGUCAAGCUGGCUCUGCUGAGGCGGAUGUGCGCAAUCCGCAAAAAGUUUAUAGAGGUGAAGAUAUACACGCCCACAGGGGCGAGCCUAUUGUUCCAGCAGCGCAUCUCUCAGCAGUUUCGAUCCCUGAUGGACAGGCGCACCCAGAUGUCAGAGAAAGCGCAGCCCAGCGCCUGCCCAGGCGGCUGCGGUUUCGAGAUCACGUGGCACUCCACGCACUGCUGCGCUCUCUGCCGCGACAGCGGCGGCCGUUCGCAUGGGCCGAAGUGUGACAAGAAGUCGUCCGAGGAGAAGGUGGACCAGGCGGGUGCCGUGCCGUGCGCGAACGGCUGCGGCUUCAUCCGGACCUGGCACGAGACCCACUGCUGCGACGCGUGCAGCGUGAGCGACGGCACGACGCACGGCGCCAGGUGCUUGCAGCGCCUCCCCCUCACCGACGCGCACGAGCCGUGCCGCGGGAGUUGCGGCUACGCCCGGACCUGGCACGCGACCCACUGCUGCGCGGCCUGCAAGGCGUCUGGCGGCAAGGAGCACGGCCAGAAGUGCGAGCAGCGCUGGUACCUGCCGGAGCUCAUCCCCGGGGGGCUUCGGGGCUGGUAG